AUGACGCUGACCAACUCACGGGCCGCGAGCUACCUUAUUCUUGACGAGUAUCUCAGCUUUCUGGACAAGAGCGGCGAGAAGGAGACUCAGUCGCACAGUGUUCUGGAAGUUGGUGUUCAGGAGGCUUUGGACGAGGUCAAAUGGGAUGAGGUGGCGUUCAAGCAACGUGGUGGUUUGUAUGAUUGGGCUAAAGAUGCCACGGCCAAUGCCGACGCGUGCGGUGGUGGUAUGAACGAGGACUUGGUCUGGUAG
Messenger RNA from Recurvomyces mirabilis, 252 nucleotides. RefSeq lists its product as uncharacterized. Lineage: Eukaryota; Fungi; Ascomycota; Dothideomycetes; Mycosphaerellales; Teratosphaeriaceae. The transcript has a single exon. Gene Ontology annotation, molecular function: 4 iron, 4 sulfur cluster binding. The record is from RefSeq and is a predicted model, not a curated record. Bases 1 to 252 code for a protein of 83 amino acids.